Molecule: messenger RNA, 1122 nt
Organism: Bactrocera oleae (olive fruit fly)
Lineage: Eukaryota; Metazoa; Arthropoda; Insecta; Diptera; Tephritidae
Product: AN1-type zinc finger and UBX domain-containing protein DDB_G0268260
Source: RefSeq, a predicted model, not a curated record
UUGUGGCAGUGCAGAGGAACAGUUGCAAUUGUUGGCAAUAUGAUUGAUACAAAAAUUUUGCAGUUCUUGGCGUUGAUCGCAUUCAUAGUGGCGUGUUGUGAGGCGCAUUAUCCCUAUGGUCAGCAAUAUUACAACCACCAGCAUGGCGGUUACAGUAAUCAAAAUGCCAAUGUUAACAAUUACAACAAUAUCAACAACAAUAACAAUGUAAACAGUAAUUACAAUCCCAACAACAUUCAAAAUAACAACAAUAAUAAUAACAGCAACAGACGCAAUGCACACAACAACAAUCCAUUGUUGGCAAUAAAUUUGCCAAAAAUCUACUUGGGCGAUUUCGAGUAUAUGCCCACGCCCGACGGUUAUCGCUUCUCUUACCAACUGGCCGAUGGCACACGGCGCACAGAGGUUGGCCAAAUUCCCAACAUCGCCAAUUCUGGUAUCUAUAUGUCGGACGAGCGUUCCACAGCUGAACGUACUGCUCUUCGUAUGCGUGCCAGAGCCAAUACGAAGAAUCGUAAAUUAUCACCGAAAUCGUUGCAAUCGCUGGCGGGUUGAUGGCUUGAGCUGCAGGGUGCAGGAGUAGGGGGUAUGGUGUAGAGAGAGCUAAUAGCUUAACUAGCGUGAAUUGUUGACUCACAGAGGUGUUGUAUGUAGCGUGUGCGCAUGCGCGUAUAAACCAUGUCAGGCGGUCGUGACAGCGUGUUGCUACGAGUAGUAGUAAUGGUCAGCGUGUCAGUUGCUUGACCUGUUGACAUUCUUUCGUUAGGUUUGUGCUAAAACAAUCUAAAAGUAUUUUUUCUAUCCACUUCUUGGAAUAAGUGUAUUUAUAUUCAUUCAAUUUUGAGCUUGAACGUGUUUUUGUGUCUAAGGGUAUUUUUGUUGUUGUGUGUGUUUGAAUAUUAAGGAAUUUAGUACCAUAAAUAUUAUUGUUGUUUUUGUUGUUGUUAAAUUUUUAGUGCUAUAAUUAAGUAUGAUUAGAAAGUCUGGGGGAAAUCCACCAUUUCCUCAAAGUUUUUAAACAAUAAAAUCCAAAACGCUUAUAUAAUAUCGCUUUUAUUUGUUUGCACUCUACGGGGAACUUUUGUAUUUGCUUUUGUCUUUGAGAAUUUCAUUAAGUUUGGC